Molecule: messenger RNA, 1152 nt
Organism: Acanthosepion pharaonis
Lineage: Eukaryota; Metazoa; Mollusca; Cephalopoda; Sepiida; Sepiidae
Source: the annotation of a GenBank genome assembly
AUGAAGUUUGGAGAGCCAUCACCCAAUGCAACUUCAACACAUUCAUCAAAAGAUAGCAACCUCAUGUUCCUUGUAAUUCCUGGUAAUCCUGGAGUCAUAGAGUAUUAUGAGAAAUUUAUGGAAACAUUAUAUCUGGCCAAUGGCAAGAAAAUUCCUGUUUGGGGGAUUUCACAUACAGGACAUGUGUCCACAAAACACAUGGAUGGUACAGUAAAGAUAUCCACAGGAUCCUCUGCCGGCAUUUUCUCCUUGCAAGAUCAAAUUGAGCACAAGCUUGCUUUUAUACAACACUUUGUCCCCAGCCAAACCUCCCUUAUUUUAAUAGGCCACUCCAUUGGCUGCCGGCUUACAAAUGAGACCUCUCUUGAGCAACAGGUCCAACACAAGCUCCUUUUCAUAAAGGCUCACAUACCCCGCCAUACACGACUGAUUCUUGUGAGCCAUUCCAUCGGUUGUUUUAUCAAUUUACGCUUGCUGCCUCAUUUAGGCAAACAGAGUUACUACAAUUUCUUUCUCUUCCCCACGAUCGAACGUCUGUCCUCGUCAUUUGCCGGUAGAAUCAUCUGCGCUUUCUCACCGUUUUUCUUCCUCAUUCGAUGGCUUCUGCUUACUCUUGUGUUCCUCCUGUCUUUUCUCUCCACCCGAAUUCAGUCUGGCAUCAUUCGAACAUAUUUCGGUCGGUCAGUAGUAGAUGAAUGCAUACUCAGGGCCACCACGAGCAUCUUUGAUACGUCCUGUGUUGACUAUUCGUUCACUCUAGGUCAAGAAGAACUGAAGGUUGUUAAGGAACUAGACAAAGACUUGGUUGAAAAGCACAUAGACCGUAUCAGUUUUUACUAUGGCUGGAACGAUCAUUGGUGUCCGAUUGAAUUCGGUUACAAUAUGAAAAGGCAUUUUCCUUCUGCCGACGUCCGGUUCUGUGAAAACAAAAUUGAACACGCGUUUGUACUACGUUUCAGCGACAAAAUGGCGGCAAUAGUGAACGAAUGGUUUCACAGAAUCUAUAAUGCCAAAACUGAACGAAGGACCGUGCAAAACGGACAGAACAAGACGAAUACCUCUGAGACGAUCCACAAUGUAACCUUAUAUGAAAACGGAGAAAGCGAAGAUGUAUUUAGGGUUGAGAAGAAAUUUCAAAAUAAAUUACUCUGA